AUGGAAAUACCAACAAUGAACAGCGUAAGAAACGCAGCCUUAGUAGGUUAUCUAUUGAUCAAUGAAUCGAAUCCUCUUUGCAUUGGGCCAACUGGAAGCGGGAAAACGUUGACAGUAAGCGCCAAACUUAUGAGACACAUGCACAAAAAGUACAUCUGCGACUUUAUUACUUUCUCUGCCAGAACUACCGCAAACCAGACUCAGGAUUUAGUUGACGAAAAAUUGAUCAAAAGGCGUAGAGACGUGUAUGGACCGCCAUUGCUUCGAAAACAAGUAUUUUUCAUCGAUGAUUUAAACAUGCCUGCACUUGAUACAUUUGGAGCUCAGCCUCCACUUGAAUUGGUCAGACAAUUCAUGGAUUUUAAAGGAUGGUACGACCGAAAGGACAUCGGUUUAUUCAGGUGGAUCGAAGACGUAAAUUUUAUCGCUGCGAUGGGACCGCCUGGUGGCGGUAGAAAUCCAGUAACUCCCAGAUUGUUGCGACAUUUCCAUUUCAUUGCAUUCCCGGAAAUGGAGGAAGACGAUAAGAGACACAUUUUCGGGACGAUUCUGAAAUCCUGGUUGUCCCUCACUCCUUUUAUACACAUGCUGGAUGUUUUUAUAACCACAACAUUGAAUUUGUAUACAAUCAUAUGCAAAGAAAUGUUGCCGACACCUCUCAAGUCCCAUUAUACUUUUAAUCUUCGUGAUCUCAGUAAAGUGUUUCAGGGAAUGCUUAUGGCGAAUCCACAAAAAAUAGAGCAUCUGAACAAGUUAUUAUUACUCUGGUAUCACGAAAAUGUACGAGUGUACAGCGAUCGAUUAAUAAACGACGAAGACCGGAAUUGGUUCGAUCAACUCUUGCGAAAUAUGAUGAAAACAGAAUUUGAAUGUGAUCCUAACGAAAUUAUCGGUGAUCAAAUAAUAUUUUUCGGUGAUUUCAUGGGAGUCAUCAAAGAAUAUGAAGAAAUAAUCAAUCACAAAAAAAUGCAAGAAGUAUUGGAAGAAUUUCUCGAAGAUUAUAAUGCUAUCUCUGUAAGCCCUAUGAAGCUAGUACUAUUUCAAGAUGCCAUAGGUCACAUAUGUAGAAUAAAUCGAAUUAUACGACAGCCUCGAGGAAAUGCUCUUCUCCUAGGAAUGGGAGGAUCAGGAAGACAAAGCUUGACAAGAUUAGCUGCACAUAUACAAGAUUUCAAUUGCUUUCAAAUAGAAUUAAGUGGUAUCUAUACGGCUCAUGACUGGCACGAAGAUAUAAAAAAAUCAAUGAUGUAUGCCGGGGUGCAGAAUCAACUUAUCGUUUUCCUAUUUUCUGAUACGCAAAUAAAGGACGAUUCCAUGCUAGAAGAUUUGAAUAGUGUUUUAAACAAUGGUGAUGUUCCCAAUAUAUACAAAGUGGAUGAAAUGGAAAAGAUUUAUCACUCUAUGCGUGGAGCAGUACAGGAAGCAGGUUUAGCAAUUAAUAGAAGCAACCUUUUCUCCGCCUACGUGAAAACAGUCCGCAAUAAUUUACAUGUCGUCAUUACAAUGAGUCCGAUCGGUGAAGUUUUUCGUGCUCGUAUCAGACAAUUUCCAGCAUUAGUAAAUUGUUCAACGAUCGACUGGUUUUGUCCGUGGCCAGAAGCUGCUCUUCAAAGUGUUGCAAUGACAUUUCUCAUUGAUAUACAAGACGAGUCGAUUACUGAUGAUGUGUUGCAGUCGAUUGUAAAAAUGUGUCAAUAUAUGCAUUCGAGUGUGAUUGAAGCAAGUGAUCUCUAUUUGAAGGAAUUGAAUCGUCAUAAUUAUGUUACGCCCACGUCGUACCUUGAAUUAUUAUCCAGUUACGGUAAUCUCUUAGAAAAAAAGAAAAUGGAAUUGAUGUCAGCAGCACAUCGUCUUACUACAGGUUUGGACAAAUUGGCACACGCGGAAGUAGAAGUAAAGAACAUGCAGCAAUUAUUGGCGGAAAUGAAGCCAAAAUUGGAAAGAGCAGCAGAGGCAACGGCUAGAAUGAUCAAAAGAAUUACUCUCGACACUAUUGAGGCAGAAAAGACGAGGGCAGAGGCGAAGCUACAAGAAAGUUUAGCAGAAAAAAUGAAAAUUGAGAAUCAAGCUAUUAGGGACGAAGCGGAAGCAGAUUUGAGUGAAGCGCGUCCUAUGUUGAUAGCCGCCGAGAAGAGCUUAAAGGCUUUGAAUAGGGGCGAUGUUACCGAGGUAAAGGCGAUGAAAAGGCCUCCUCCCGGUGUGAUCUUAGUUAUCGAAGCAGUUUGUAUUAUAAACAACGUGAAACCGCACAAGAUUGAAGUGACAGGAAGAUUUGGAGAAAAAGAAACAAAAUUGGAUUAUUGGACGCCUGGUAGUCUGUUACUCGCGGAUCCAGGCCAAUUUUUGUACUCCAUGGAGAAUUUUGACAAGGAACAACUUACAGAGGAAAUAAUCAAUAAGCUAAAAGUCUAUAUUGAAGACCCUAACUUCCAGCCAGCUAAGAUUGAAUAUGUAUCAAAGGCGUGCCAUUCAUUCUGUCUAUGGGUGCACGCGAUGUACAACUGGUACUUCGUGAAUAAAAAAGUGAAGCCAAAGAUGGAAGCGUUGGCAAAGGCCGAGGAAGUACUUCUUGAGACCGAGAAGGCUCUGAGCGCCGCAAUCGAAAGGCUGAAAGAAGUGGAGGAAGGUAUCGCCUUAUUGCGAAAGCAUCUUCAAGAGGAAGAGGAAAGGAAAGCCGAACUUGAGAAGCAAAAGCAGCUUUGCGAGGACAGAAUGGGAAGAGCUGUCAGACUAAUAGUAGGUCUUGCUGGGGAACAAAUACGUUGGGCUUCGACUGUGGUUGAACUUCGUGAUUCUGUGAAAAAUGCCGUUGGUGAUAUUCUGCUGGCCUCAGGUGCAAUAGCUUAUUUGACACCGUUUACGGAUGUAUACCGAGAAAGACUUUUAGAUUCCUGGAAAAAAGUUCUCGGUGAAGGCGUGCCGCAUACGCCAGGCAGCGACCCUGUAUCGACUCUGGGAGAUCAGGUGGAGAUAAGAAAAUGGCAAAUCGAGGGGUUACCUAGAGAUAUGUUAUCCGUGGAGAAUGCCGUCUUGGCAAUGCAUUCGAAACGUUGGCCACUUUUCAUAGAUCCCCAAGCUCAAGCGAACAAAUGGAUACGUGCUUUAUAUAAAGAAGAAGGUAUAUCCAUUGCAAGAAUGACAGAUAAAGAGUUGCUUCGUGUAGUCGAGUCAUGCGUUCGAUUCGGAAGAGCUUGUCUUAUUGAGAAUAUUGGUCUUGAGCUGGAAGCUGGUUUGGAUCCAAUUUUCUUAAGAUCAUUAUUCGAACACGGUGGCCAAUGGUGUGUUAAAGUUGGGGAGAACAUUGUUCCUUAUAAUACAGAUUUCCGUCUUUUCCUUACAACGAGGCUCGCAAAUCCUCAUUACACGCCAGAAGUAUGCGUGAAAAUACUAUUGGUUAACUUUGCGCUCACUGCAACCGGUCUCGAGGAUCAGAUGUUGUCUUUGGUCGCGAUUCAAGAACGACCUGAUCUUGAGCAAGCGAGAAACGCUUUGAUUUUGGCCAAUGCUGAAAUGAAAAAAGAACUAUUGGAAAUUGAAGAUAGAAUUUUAUAUCGAUUGACCGUGUCCGAGGGCUCUGCAGUCGACGACAUGGAUCUUAUUCUCACCUUAGAGGCAUCCAAAAUUAAAAGCGAAGAAAUCAAGGUAAAAAUGAAAGAAGCCGAGAUUACUCAAGCAGACAUCGACAUGACCAGAUCGCUCUACAUACCCGUGGCAGUUCAGGGGCGGAUUCUAUACUUUUGUCUGUCCGAUCUGCAAUAUAUCGACACUAUGUAUCAGUACUCGCUUGAAUGGUUCGUCGAGAUCUUCAACAAUAGCAUACUUGCAACAGAAAAAAGCGGAGAUAUCCAGGAACGAGUGAGCAAUAUCAAUCACAAAUUCAUGUUCUCCUUGUUCUCGAACGUAUGCCGUAGUUUAUUUGAAAAACACAAGCUCCAUUUUGCGUUUCUCGUCUGUGCCAGAAUUCGUAUGAAUGAUGAAUUAAUCGAUGCAAUCGAAUGGAGGCAUCUUUUGUCCGGACCUGUACCUCUAACAGAAGAUCCAAAUCCGGCGCCUGAAUGGAUUACUCCACGUUGUUGGAAGGAGAUCCAGGCACUCGAUGAACUAGAAAAUUUUCAGGAUUUCGUGAAAUUCUUCAUAAGAAAUGUGUCUCAAUUCAAAAAAAUAUUCGAUGAUCAAGAAGCGCAUAUGACUCCUUAUCCAGAGCCAUGGCAAUCGAAACUUGAUGAUUUUCAAAAAAUGUUAAUACUAAAAUGCCUUCGACCCGAUAAAGUGACAAAUGCGAUGCAAUUAUACUUAGCCAAAUAUUUAGGUCGAGAAUUUAUUGAGCCUCAAACUGCAGAAUUGUCAGCAAUUUAUGGUGAAUCUUCUCCAACUACACCUAUAGUUUUCAUCUUAUCUCCUGGUACAGAUCCUGCAGCAGAAUUGUAUAAAUUCGCGGAUAAAUUAAAAAUGACCAUGAAAUUGCAUGCCAUCUCCCUUGGACAGGGACAAGGACCCAGAGCAGAAGCUAUGUUGAAGUUAUCCGCAGAAGCCGGUUAUUGGUGUUUCUUCCAGAAUUGUCAUUUGGCUCCAAGUUGGAUGCCAGAAUUAGAUAUGUUGGUUGAAGCAUUAACACGGCAAACUAAUCAUCGUGAUUUCCGUUUAUGGCUAACAUCCGCACCAUCCCCUGAUUUUCCUGUCAGUAUUCUUCAAAACAGCAGUAAAAUGACGAUCGAACCUCCUAGGGGUGUAAAAGCAAAUAUGUUUCGUGCGUAUUUAGCGCAAGUGGGAGAAAUGCGAAUGUUCCUAGCAUCCGAACAUCCUAAAGUUCAGCAAUUUAAGUGGUUGCUGUUUUCUUUAUGCCUGUUUCAUUCUGUGUUAUUGGAACGAAGAAAAUUUGGCUCAUUGGGAUUUAAUAUAGCAUACGAAUUCACUGAUGGCGAUUUAAGAAUAUGUAUAUCACAGUUGCACAUGUUUCUUUUAGAAUAUGAUGUUGUUCCAUUCAGGGUACUCAUAUACACAGCUGGUCACAUCAAUUAUGGUGGUCGAAUAACAGAUGAUUGGGAUCGUCGAUGUGUGCUAACCAUAUUGAAAGAUUUCUACAAAAUAGAAAUUCUAUCACCGACACAUAAAUUUGAUGUAGAAGGACAUUAUGCUCAACUAACUGAUGCAACGUUCGAAGAUUACAUCGAAUAUAUAAAAACCUUUCCUCUGAACGAUGAUCCUGCGUUAUUCGGAAUGCAUCCGAACGCUGAUAUUAGCUUCGCUCAAGCUGAAACAUAUGCAUGUCUGAACACAUUACUCGCUCUUCAACCACGAGAAGUUGGAAUUGCAGCUGCAAGUAUCGAAGAAGUCACGUCUCAAUUAGCCUCUGAGAUGUUGGCGACAAUGCCUCCUAUCUUUAAUUUAUCUGCUAUACAUCAAAAAUAUCCAGUUUUAUACGAAGAAUCAUUCAAUACUGUGCUCAUUCAAGAAGCUAUACGCUAUAAUGGUUUACUAAAAGUAGUAAGGUCGACCCUAGAAGAUCUAUUGAAAGCCUUAAAAGGAUUCGUCGUUAUGUCAGAAUACUUAGAAACUGUGUCGAAGAGUUUGUAUAACAAUAGGAUUCCAACAGUUUGGCAAGAUAAGGGAUAUCCCUCUUUGAAACCUCUUGGUGCUUGGUUUCUGGAUUUGAAAGAUCGAAUUGAAUUUUUAAAAUCUUGGGAAAAUUAUGGAAUACCCCCAGCUUUUUGGAUUUCUGGUUUCUAUUUUCCGCAAGCAUUUUUAACAGGCACUUUACAAAACUUCGCACGAAAAUACGUUGUUUCCAUCGAUGCAAUUGAUUUUAGUUUUCAAGUACAAACUGAAAUGCCAAAACGAAGACCGCCAGAUGGUUGCAUUAUUUAUGGCCUCUUUCUUGAAGGAUGCCGAUGGGAUGGAAAAUUUUUGAACGAAUCUUUCCCUAAGGAAUUAUAUACUAAUAUGCCUCCUAUUCUAUUAUUGCCGGAAGUGCAUCAUAAAGAACCCGAAGGAAUCUAUGUUUGUCCCGUGUAUAAAACUAUCAACCGAGCAGGAGUGUUAAGCACAACUGGACAUUCGACAAAUUUUGUAUUACCGAUGGAGAUUCCUAGUAAACAACCACAAUCUCAUUGGAUCAAAAGAGGUGUAGCUCUAAUUUGCGCACUGGAUUAUUAACAAUAACUUGACAUUUUAUUUAUUCAAUUCUUAUUUUGUUUAUUUAAUUUAAAAUGAAAAUGUUAUUAAAAAAUACUUGAAAAUAUAUUAAAUGAAUUUUAUUUUAAUAGUAAAAAA
Messenger RNA from Apis cerana (Asiatic honeybee), 6270 nucleotides. RefSeq names its product dynein axonemal heavy chain 1-like. Gene Ontology annotation, biological process: microtubule-based movement. Gene Ontology annotation, molecular function: dynein intermediate chain binding; minus-end-directed microtubule motor activity; dynein light intermediate chain binding. The record is from RefSeq and is a predicted model, not a curated record. Gene Ontology annotation, cellular component: dynein complex. Lineage: Eukaryota; Metazoa; Arthropoda; Insecta; Hymenoptera; Apidae.